This is a messenger RNA of Nasonia vitripennis (jewel wasp), 1216 nucleotides long. RefSeq names its product INO80 complex subunit E. Gene Ontology annotation, biological process: chromatin remodeling. The transcript has a single exon. The record is from RefSeq and is a predicted model, not a curated record. Gene Ontology annotation, cellular component: nucleus; Ino80 complex. Lineage: Eukaryota; Metazoa; Arthropoda; Insecta; Hymenoptera; Pteromalidae. Bases 512 to 1060 code for a protein of 182 amino acids.
CUAACAGGAGGUGUAUGGAUCGAGUGUACUGUAGCAUAUAUGAUGAGCAGACAUAUUCAUAUACAAACUGCGUGAUGCAGUCAUCCUGCGACAUAUAAUUUGCCGCCACAACAUAUACACGUGUGUUUUUCAUGCGACGUGACUUUUUUAUUCCGUAUUCAAUCCUUCACCCACUUUACAAACCUAUACUAAGCAUCAAGAGUGCAAGAAAACUUUUCGAAAAAGCAUCUGAUUGUUGUGAUGUGGCCUUGUUUUUGUUAAGGUGCUGAGGUUAUGAACAGUAUAAACAAACGUAAAUCUAUACAAAAUUUAUACAAACAAAAAUAAAAAUAUUAGCAUGCAUAUAUGUUGCGUAUAAAAUAAAUUUUUUAUUUUGUUUAAAUGAGUACAUCAGUGUAAAGUGUAAUAAGAAAAUAUUUUAAUUCCAUUUUUAAGAGUUGCUGCUAUUUUAACAAAAAAAAUAGUAUCAAAAUAUUCAGGAAAGUUAAAAUUUCUCAUUUAUCCUAUCUACAUGGCUAAUUACAAGAGUCAAUAUUGUGACUUGAAGCGCAAACUCAAAUUUCUGAUUUAUGAAAAUGAGUGUUUUCAAGAAGCUUUACGUUCUACACAGAGACAAUUAUUAAAAGCUAACAGAGAUAAGAGUUUUCUGUUAGAUAGAUUAUUGCCGUACGAAAGAGUUGAUGCGUCUUUGAGUGAUAGUGACGAACAAACAGAUUCUUCUGAAGAAGAAGACAUGAAAGUUGAGUUUUUUAAAAGAAGGAAAUCAGAUGUGGUGCUAACAGGUCAAUCAACAAAUUUUAUGUCAGUAGCAGUUAAAUCACAACAAUUGCACAAAAAGAAGAAACCUAUUGUGAAAUCCAUGAAGACAAGCGAUAUUGCAUCUAUGGAUACAGAUAAAAUUUUACCUUCCUUAAUUUCCGACGGACACAUGACACCAGAGGAAGUUGAACGACACCUUGAAUCUCGUCAAAAUUAUCUGGAAUUAGUACCUGAAAAGGCACCCCCGACUGUGCCGACUGAAAUGUUUAGCAAUGAUGUAUCACUAGAUAAAUUAGAAUAAUAAUUUUGUAAUACUGUGUAUUAAAAGGACUGUAUAAUGUAAAAACAUGGCAUUAAGCAAAAUUCUGUACAUUUUGUAUAUGACACUCAUCAAUUUUUUCAUUUCAUGAUAAUUAAAUAUAAAGUGAAGAAAAAAAUUAACUUAUUGAAUAAUUAA